Molecule: messenger RNA, 1683 nt
Organism: Colletotrichum siamense
Lineage: Eukaryota; Fungi; Ascomycota; Sordariomycetes; Glomerellales; Glomerellaceae
Gene: LIP5-1
Product: Lipase 5
Exons: 4
Coding region: 1-1683 (560 amino acids)
Source: RefSeq, a predicted model, not a curated record
AUGGUUUCACUGGUGUUGUUAAGCAAUGUUUUGCUGCUCGUGUUUCAACGGGUAAACGCAGGACCUGUUGUCACUGUACAGAACGGGACUUACGAAGGUCUUCACCUGGACAACUACGAACAAGAUGUCUUCCUCGGAAUGCCAUACGCUCAACCUCCAGUUGGAGAUCGCCGUUUCAAAGCACCAGAAAGUCUGAACACAUCGUGGCAGACGCCCCGGUCAGCAGUCGAGUAUGCUGAUAUCUGCAUGCAAUACACUGCCCCUCCCAGCUACCCAAUGUCUGAAGACUGCCUGUCGCUGAACGUCAUCCGGCCGAGCGACUACAACGGAACAGAAGCUCUUCCUGUUGCAGUCUGGAUCCACGGGGCCGGCCUCUAUGCCGGUUCAUCCAGGGAAACCAACUUAACGAACUUUGUACGACAAGCCAGCGCCGCUCAGAAACCUUUGAUUGCCGUCUCCAUCAACUAUCGACUCUCAGCCUUUGGGUUUCUCUGGGGAUCCAAUGAGUUGACAGCCAAUGGUUCUGCGAAUAAUGGCCUCCGUGACCAAAGGUUGGCUUUGAGCUGGAUCCAAGAGAAUAUCGCCGCUUUCGGCGGAGAUCCACGCGAGGUCACAAUCUUUGGUCAGAGUGCGGGAGGCCUAUCCGUCGGUAAGCAUCUGAUUGCGUACGGUGGCAGGGACGACGGUCUGUUUCGCGGAGCAAUCAUGCAAAGUGGCGGUAUGGCAGAGAAGUGGCCAUACAACGUAAAGGAUCCCGUUGCGUACACCGAGGAUCUCUACCGAAACAUCACGGAAACGGGCUGCGCCGACAAGACCAGCCCGCUCGAGUGCCUCCGCAGUUUACCUGUCGAGUCCUUGUCCGCCGCUCUGAAUGUCAGCAACACACCUGUAUUCUCAGGUACCGGCCUUGGACCAUGGCUUACGCAAGUCGAUGGUGAUUUCCUCCGGGAUGGGCCGACCGCAUCUCUUGACAAGGGCCAUUUCGUUCGUGUACCAAUUAUGUACUCGACGACAACAGAUGAGGCAACUGUCUUCAUGUUUGGUGGACCCAUUGACACCGACGACGACUUCAAAGCACUUGUUGCGGCUGGCGGCCCAGACGAGACCACUGUGUCCAAGAUCGAGGCCUUGUACCCCAGUAAUACCACCGGACUCCCCGCAGUGUAUACUCCCUCAACGGAAGAUGUUCAAUUGUACGGCGCUCAGUGGAAGCGAGGGGUCAUGUUUCACACUGAUGUUGUCGAAACAACAUCACGACGAAUGACUUUGAAGGCCUGGGCUACUGCUGGACAAAAGGCAUAUUCAGCUAGGGUCAAUCUCUUACCUCCUAGCUCCACGGCCCGUUUAGGUUCGCAUCACUCCAUGGAUGUCAACUUCAUUUUCGCAAAUUUGGACGCCACCACGUCCAACCAAACACAAUUCGCGACAGCCUCCAAGCUCAUGAGCGGAGCUUGGGCGUCAUUCGUCUCGGAACUUGACCCCAAUCAUCACGGAGUUUCUGACGCGCCAAAUUGGCCCACGUGGACUGGAAAUGUCGCAAACGAGACUGGGAGCUACGGAAGUAACUUGGUCUUCAACGCCAACAGCGACCCUUCGUCGAAUUCGUUUCUCGAGCAGGACAACUAUCGGGUUUCUCAGACAGACUAUUUGGCAAGCGUUAUGCAGAGUCAGAUGUACUACUAA